This is a messenger RNA of Trichoderma asperellum CBS 433.97, 1407 nucleotides long. RefSeq lists its product as uncharacterized. The record is from RefSeq and is a predicted model, not a curated record. NCBI's taxonomy places the organism in Eukaryota, Fungi, Ascomycota, Sordariomycetes, Hypocreales, Hypocreaceae.
AUGUCUGCCGCUCACCAAGAUACAGGAGUAGCUAAGAAGAGCACUCCGGAGUCGUUACAUACAGCCUCACCCGAAAUCAGCCCACCCUCCAAAGCCAUUAUGCCGCGCAACCUGGUCAUAGCAAGGGCUGAGCUCGACAAAGCACGACGUAUCUCGAUGGAGCUGCGGGCAACAUUCGAGGCUUUAAAGCGCAAAGUGGAGCCAGAGGUUGCGCCGGACCAGGAGCAGCCGGAAAUAGAUCGCAAUGAGGGCUUUGAGUUGGCAUCCCUUGGUAUGGAGUUGGCUUGGAAGGACCAAGAGUCGCUUACGCUUGAGGGAAACGUUGUGGACGAAGAGGAAAAAGCCGGUAUUCUGGAUCCGAAGUCUGCGGAGAAACGUCGCCGAGAACUGAACUGGCGCUCCCUUUCUGCCGGAGACCAACUAUGGAUACACAAAAGGAAGAAGAUGCGAUUCGAAGAUCCUGGAACAGUCCGGGUGAUAAAUCCAUUUAGCGGUGGCAUUUCUGAGUUGCUUUUGACUCUUUAUAAGCAAUGCGAUGGGCAGGAGAAAUACAAGAAAAAACGCGACCCGAAUUGGCGCCGGAACGCUUUAGCCUACUACGCAGGCAAUAGCAAUGACCACAAAGACGCCCCUCCUAACAACUCUUGGUGCCAGAUAACCGGCAGGUGGCAUCAAUCAGAUUAUCAUAAAGCUGCACACAUCGUGCCCUUUUUGCUUGACGACCACGGCUUCGGUGAAUUGCUAUUUGGUGACCGAGCCCAAUCACUUCAACGAGCGGGAAAUGCACUUCUUUUGUCGGACCGCGUUAAGAGGUGGUUCGACAGCUAUCACAUCGUAGUUGUCCCGGUCAAUGCGAUGGAAACACCCAUAACGCGAUGGCGCACGGAGGUCAUUUCCCCUGAUAUCCGGAACCACGAACUAUUCCCGGGUUUUUUUGGCAAGGAACUCGAUAAAAAGGAAUUGGUGUUUCUCAACGAGAAGCGUCCAGUCUCACGCUUUCUCUACUUCCAUUUCAUCAUGGCGCUCAUUCGCAUCAAGGACCUCAAACGUCGCGGGUGGCAGGAUGUCUGGGCCCGGUACUACCAUCUACGCCCUUUCGGAACACCAGGAAAUUAUAUGCGAAAGAGCAUUUUGAUCGCCCUUGCUACUCAUCACGGAACUGUCGGCCUAAGUGACGUGGAGGCUUACCUCGCAGAACACGGCUUCGAUUCACCCAUAAAUCUUACCGAUGAUGAGACUACAGAAGCUGCCCGUCGAGUUUACAUGGCAGUAGAGGCAGCCAUUAAACGUGCAGAGAGCGAGGAGGGCGAGGAGAGUGAGGAGGAGCCCGGGGAGGAACCAGAGGAGAGCGAGGAGGAACCCGAGGAGCGCGAAAAGGAGCGCGAGAAUGAGAGCGAGAAGGAUUAA